Messenger RNA from Podarcis muralis (Common wall lizard), 1366 nucleotides. RefSeq names its product solute carrier family 25 member 3 (gene SLC25A3). Gene Ontology annotation, molecular function: phosphate transmembrane transporter activity. Lineage: Eukaryota; Metazoa; Chordata; Lepidosauria; Squamata; Lacertidae. Gene Ontology annotation, biological process: mitochondrial phosphate ion transmembrane transport. Gene Ontology annotation, cellular component: mitochondrial inner membrane. The record is from RefSeq and is a predicted model, not a curated record.
UGGACCGCCGCUCCGCCCUUUUGCGUCAGAGAAGGACAAAGUCAUUGAGGAAGGGUGAUAUUCGGCCUUUGAGUGCAGUCGCCGGCCGAGUAGCGGAGCGGAGGAGAAGCGGUUUCCGCCAUCUUAGAAGCUUCCUGCCGCCGCCAUGUUCUCGUCCAUAGUGCCGCUUGUGCGGCUCAACCCAUUCCACGCCCCGCAGCUGCAGCUGCAGCAAGACGGACUCAGCCUAAGGAAACUCCCGGCCGAACCCGCGGAGCCUUCGUGCACCCGGCGGAGCCUGGCAGCCGCUUCCGCAGAGGCAGAAGACUAUAGCUGUGCAUAUGGCUCUGGCAGAUUCUUCAUCCUUUGUGGCUUUGGUGGGAUUAUUAGCUGUGGUACCACGCACACAGCAUUGGUUCCUUUAGAUCUCGUUAAAUGCCGAAUUCAGGUGGAUCCACAAAAAUAUAAGAGCAUCUUCAACGGCUUUUCAGUUACUGUCAAAGAGGAUGGUGUUCGUGGUUUGGCAAAAGGAUGGGCUCCAACAUUUAUUGGAUAUUCCAUGCAAGGGCUCUGCAAAUUUGGUUUCUAUGAAGUCUUCAAAAUCAUGUAUAGCAACAUGUUGGGAGAGGAAAAUACAUAUCUGUGGCGUACAUCACUAUACUUAGCUGCAUCUGCCAGUGCAGAGUUCUUUGCUGAUAUUGCUCUGGCUCCAAUGGAAGCUGCUAAGGUGCGCAUUCAGACACAGCCUGGGUAUGCAAAUACACUGAGACAAGCUGCUCCAAAAAUGUUUGCAGAAGAAGGUGUUUGGGCUUUCUACAAAGGUGUUGUUCCAUUAUGGAUGAGGCAGAUUCCAUACACCAUGAUGAAAUUUGCCUGCUUUGAAAGAACUGUGGAAGCGCUUUACAAGUACGUUGUCCCGAAACCAAGGAGCGAAUGUUCAAAAGGAGAACAGCUGGUUGUUACAUUUGUAGCAGGUUAUAUAGCUGGGGUGUUCUGUGCCAUCGUUUCACAUCCUGCUGAUUCUGUGGUAUCCGUGUUGAACAAAGAAAAAGGCAGUUCAGCUGCUCAAGUACUGAAGAGGCUGGGAUUUAAAGGUGUAUGGAAGGGUCUGUUCGCCCGUAUUAUUAUGAUUGGUACUCUGACAGCACUACAGUGGUUCAUCUAUGACUCCGUGAAAGUUUAUUUCAGACUUCCCCGCCCACCUCCACCAGAGAUGCCAGAAUCUCUGAAGAAAAAGCUUGGUCUUUCUGAGUAGAUGGAUCAUGGACUGAAUGGCUAAAUAACAUCACGAAACUUUAUACACAUGGCAAUGUAGGAGAAUAAAGUAUUUGUUUGCUCAGGCCUCACUGUUGCUGUUGGUCAAAAUAAAAUACUAGAUUGACAAGUG